ACUUUUCGAUAAAACGUUUCUUUUGAUAUUAUCGAUAAUGUCUGCCGAGUAUCGAUAUGUAGAUAUAGAGAUACAAUAUAUCGAUUCUUUCAGAAUUAAAUACUGCUAUCGAUAGUUGACAAUACUGUGCAUUUAAUCUAUACAAUAAACCUCGUUACAAAUGUAAAAGUUGAAUGUUAUUACACAAUAAAGUAUACUUGGAAUAAUUUCUUUUUCGUAUAAGUAUGGAUGAAAACGAUAGUCCUCCAACAAUAGAUAUUCCAAAUGUUCCUAAGCAUCUACGUAUAACUGGAAAUUGGGUCAAUAGUAACAGAAUUGGCAUAUAUAAAAAAUUAGCUAAAGAAAGUUCAGAAAAAUAUGACCCGACGGUAUAUAUUUUAAGACCAGAAAUAAUUUUAUUUUCACCUCAAUUACGUAAAUUAGUGAAUGAGAGUAAUGGUGUCUUUCUGUCCAUUCAAAAAAUAAAAUCUGUUUCUGGAGAUGUUAGACCAGAACUUUUAAAACAUAGCAAGCAAUACAGAUCUAUUUUGAGAGCAUGUAUAGAAAGUUUGCAAGACAUCUGUGGAAAAUGUUUGUCAGAUAAGAAAGAAUCACUAGAAAAUUUUCUGACCAUUUUUUAUCAAAUAGAAUGUGUUUGGCACUUGAUUGAAAUUCUUUAUGUAGAUGUAGUGCCAGGUGAUGUAGUUUUACCACAGCUGUUAGAGUGGAUUAGAUUUCACUUUCCAUCUAGAGAACUUGUAGCAGUUAAAAUAUUAGCUCAGAAGACAAUUGGCGCUGAUUUGGAGUAUCCAAAUUAUUGGGAAGCUGUAAUAGGCUGUGCAUUACAUGGAAAGUUAGAUUUAGUGAGAGCUUUAUUGGCAUUGCAUAGUAAAGCAGAUCACCCUGCUUUUGUAAUGGCAGAAAAUGUUCUUAAAACAAUGCCUAUCUAUAAUGUAUAUGGUGGUUAUUCUAUAGAUGGAUUUACUACAUGUUGGAAACGUUGGCAACUAGAAUUAUGUUCAAAUUUAAACAGUAAAGCUUUCAUUGUUGACACUAAUUUAGAAAUGAUUAUGAAGUUAAUUGCAGGAGAGCAAGAUAUGCUGUGGCAAUUUUCACAAUAUACAGAUGCUUGGUACGAAUUGUUGGCAGCAAAAUUAUUUUACACCUCACCGUGUUGUAAACAACCUGAACUUUCUCUUCAUGCUAAUAAUAUUUCCAAAAGAUGGCAAGCUAAUAAACCUUCUGAUAAUGCUAUUCGUGCUGUGAUGGAAAGCAACUUGCACCAUGUUAUUAAAGAAAUACAAUACAUGGGUGAUAAUGGAUGGUUUGCUGCUCAUUUGGUAGAUUUAUUAUAUGCUUGUGGAAAACUUAAAAUAUUGGAUAGAGACCAAGUGGAAGUCAGUAAUCAACUUCACGAAUCUCUAAUAUUGGAAUAUGGCAACGCAUUAAUGGGACAUCACUCUUUGUGGCAAUGUGGUGCAAGUUACUUGAUGCACUGUCCUGUUGAAGGUUUAGCGAGACUAGAAAUACUAUUACAAUCACUACCAAUGAGAUCAGAAGCAAGAGUAAAUAAGAUCCUAGACAUAGCACGAGAUAAUAAGAUGGAUCAUAUAGUUACUAGUAUUUGUAAAAUUCAAGGAUUGAAAUCUAUGAAACAAGGAAGAUUGGGUAAUGCACUUGCAUGGGCAUUAAAAGCACAGGAUAGUGGUUUUAUAACAUAUAUCGCCGAUCAAUUUUUAAAGCGUUAUGCAGAAUAUGGAGAAUUAGAUUGUCGUGACUUAUUAGAAAAUUUAGGUUUUUGUAUGAUGGCUAGUGAUAGACUCACAUUUUUAGGAAAGUAUUGUGAAUUUCAUCAAAUGUAUAGCAUUGGAGAGUUUAAAGAAGCAGCAAGUUUAUUAGUAUCUCUUUUAGUUUCAAAUUUAACACCGAAAUACUUUUGGUCGAUACUUUUGUCGGAUGCUAUUCCACUAUUAGAGGCGAAAGAUGUAAUUUUAUCUUCCAGUGAUUGUUUUGAAUUAUUGCGUUGCGUAGAAGCACAUGGAGACGACCUAAAAUUUCAAAAUAAAAUUGAAAUCUUCCGACUAGCUAUCGCUAGGAAUCUGGCUCGAGCAUUGAGUCUCGAAGGCUGCCAAGUGGAACAUUGAAAGUUUAUUACCAAUUUAUUAUGUUAAAGUUUUCUAAUUUUUUAAUUAAAAAAAUUUCUAUACAUAA
Molecule: messenger RNA, 2190 nt
Organism: Frieseomelitta varia
Lineage: Eukaryota; Metazoa; Arthropoda; Insecta; Hymenoptera; Apidae
Gene: Nup75
Product: nuclear pore complex protein Nup85
Exons: 8
Coding region: 225-2123 (632 amino acids)
Biological process (GO): mRNA export from nucleus; protein import into nucleus; positive regulation of DNA-templated transcription
Cellular component (GO): nuclear pore outer ring
Molecular function (GO): structural constituent of nuclear pore
Source: RefSeq, a predicted model, not a curated record